Halteromyces radiatus is the source of this 939-nucleotide messenger RNA. RefSeq lists its product as uncharacterized. Lineage: Eukaryota; Fungi; Mucoromycota; Mucoromycetes; Mucorales; Cunninghamellaceae. The coding region runs from base 220 to 624 and encodes 134 amino acids. The transcript is spliced from 2 exons. The record is from RefSeq and is a predicted model, not a curated record.
AUCGUCGUCAUCGUCGUCAUCGUCAUCGUCACCUACAAGCAUCGAUCUUUAUUUUUUUUUGUUACGACGCUCAACGACAAUGUCUUCGCCUAAAGUCGGUCAUGAAUACCAAUAUUGCCCUGGCCUUUGCCGUCGUCAUGGAGACGGUGGAACCUGAAGAAGACGACUAUUGUGUUGGUGACAGUGCGUUACAGGACAUCAGUCAAGUUUUCAACAAGAAUGUCGACUUCGCUCCAACAGUACGAAAUAAUUGUGGAGGUUCAGAACAACGUUGAUGACAAAUUCAUUUGUCGCCUUAUAAGAUACGCGACAUCAAUCUACAUCAAAUACUCCAAAUGGACCUUAUGCGUGACAAUUGCUGUAACGGAGCCAUCCUUCAGAAUAAAAAGUAAAAUGGACGUAUCAUCGGCGAUUCCCGUUGCCUUGGAAAUAAAGAAUCAAUGCUGGUCGCCAGGUGUAUUCUUUAUAACACCAUCAAGAGUGAAGACAAUUCCAAAGGAGGCUUUCACGCCUCUAACAUCGAUUAGCUAUUUCUUGCAACAGCAAUCACCUACCCCACAGCUUCUUGUUAGCGGCAAAACUCCGUUAUCGACAGAUGCUAUGAACUCUCCUAUCAAUACUUAAAUAUGCACCAAACAACAACAACAGCUGAAUCACCAUCACCGUCAUCGUCAUCACUAACAACCGAAAGAAUAAGAAGAGCAAAUGAUGAUAAUUGCUCAUAUCGUGGUAAAAGGUUGAAGAAAAUUACAAAAAACUUGAGAAAUACUGUAUAGCUACUAUGUGGCAUCCAAGAUCUGACAUUGACAGGUGAUAGCGGACAGUGAUAUGACUUUUCUUUUUUUUUUAUGAAAUUUAUUAUUUACGCCCAAUUUUUUUUAUGCCCUUUUCUUUCCUUUUGUCUUUCUUUCCUUUUAUUUUUUUUUUUAUUCUUAUUUU